Salvelinus sp. IW2-2015 is the source of this 2350-nucleotide messenger RNA. NCBI's taxonomy places the organism in Eukaryota, Metazoa, Chordata, Actinopteri, Salmoniformes, Salmonidae. The record is from RefSeq and is a predicted model, not a curated record.
UUGCGGACUGUGCUGUCUCCAUGGUCGAUGAGAGGAAAGGCUAGUGCAAGGGAGAAUAACCCCAAGGACUGAGCACCAACCCAAGGGAAAAGGUUUAGAAUAGUCCGCUUCUGCAAAUAUGGAUGAUCUAAAGCACCAAGUUAUGAUAAAUCAGUUCGUCCUGACUGCUGGAUGCGCAGCAGACCAAGCGAAACAGCUUCUACAAGCGGCACAUUGGCAGUUCGAGACUGCAUUAAGUGCCUUUUUUCAAGAAACCAAUAUUCCAUACAGUCACCAUCAUCAAAUGAUGCACACUCCAGCCAACACACCAGCAACACCUCCCAACUUCCCAGAUGCCCUGGCCAUGUUCUCCCGCCUCAAGGCCUCAGAGAGCUUCAACGGCAGCAGUCCCAUAGCCUCCAUGGCGACCUCUCCUCCUCAGGUCAACUGGGCCAUGGGCCCUUCUGCUCCAGGUCAGACCCAGCAGGGCCUGUGGACUUCUGGGCAGCUGCCCUCUCAGGUGCCUCCCCCUGGGUGGCCCCAAGCCGUCACUCAGCAGGACUCCAGUGAACAGGCCAGCGUCACCAUGGAGGCAGAGAGAUGAGAGCACUGCAGGGGCCUCGCGAUAACAAGAGGAACCAAUAUCGGGCAGUCCUCUUUGACAAAAUGAGAAAUGAAUUGGCUGCAAGGGAAAGCAGAAAACCAAGCGAUGUUGUGGACAUGCACUGAGGACAGAAAGGAGGAAUUAUGAGCAUACAGCUGAUGAACAUUCACAUGACCCCACAUUGUAAAAUCUGCAGACUAUUUUAGUUAGGCAUAUGUUUCAUUUUUUUUCAUUGAUCUGAAACCAGAGACAAAGAUGGACUUGUAUGACUAGUGCCGAAGACGGAUCUUCUUGUUGUACACACCGAUGUGUAUGACAGUGUCAUCAUCUUUCCUUUGUCUUUCUGGAGUGGUGUCAAUGGACUGGAUGCCUUAUAUACUGGGGGUGCACUGCAUAAAUAACAUCAUUCUUCUUUAUUUUUUUAACCAGUGUAAGUGUGUGAAUAUCAUGUGUUCUACUAUUCUAAUGUGCUUAGAAACCAACUUGGAUCUGUUUUUCAAACAUUGGGUAAUGACUUUGACUGUCCCACUCACACAAUCAAGGAACACCAGCUAUCCAACUAUGUUUAAUAAGCAACUUUACGAACUGCUCCUCUUUAUAUACAGUGUUUCUGUCUGCAUUGAAUGCUAAAGGAUGUUAUACUUCAAUCAUGGUUCAGUGUUUUUUGUAUGAUUUUGUUUUCAGCCACUAGUGUUCAGAGGAAAAGUGAGAUAAAUGUUUCUGUCAGAGUGAGACAUCUUGCUUGAUAUUUCAGCUGUGCACCAUCUCUAAGUAGCAGACAGAUAGUUUUUGAUACAGCGUUGUCGUUGCUUAAGAUGGAAAUCAGCAUAUUAGGGGAAAAUAAUAAAGAGGGAAAAUAUAUUUGAAAAAAUAUAGAUUUAAAAAAGAAAAAUAAUAAGAAAAAAACAGCAUAUCUGGUGAUGCUGUCUCAGGAACUCUCGGCUCAAAAAUGUUUCAUCUAGGCACCUGAUCAUCUUUUUUAUUUUGUACAAUGGAAUGAAUAUUGCAAUUGAAAGGAACUGAUAAAUUYAGGGAAGGCCCCAUCCAAACGUUUUCUAUUCUACGAUCUGUUAAUCUGAUAAUCACACUCUAGUUUUGCUUUGCACAUCGGUUAAUCUGAACACGCCUGUUCCUCGACGUUUUCCAUGAGACAGCUACCACAACAAUUUUGUGGAUUACCAGACAAUUAACUUAAUUAUUUUGUGUUUCUGAAUAAAUAUUGUAUGUAUUACACUGCAUUAGAUCUUGAAGUCUGACUAUGUAUCAAAUGGACAUGGGACUCUAAUGGAACUAUAACCCACAACAUCCUGUGUUCUUUUAGUAUUUUCCAGAUGGCAGAUUAUUUCUCAGUGGAUGUUGAGUCCAGUGAGUUGGUAUGACGCAAUCUUCAGUCACACACAUCACAUCAAGGAGAGAUACACUGUUUGAAAACCAGGGGAAAUGUGAAAUGGUCUAAACAGAUGAAUGUUUGGCCUUCUCUCUCUAUCCUUGGAUUAAUGAAAAACCUCAGAGCAGAMUGAGGAGGAGAUGUUGAGUCAGAGACUGUUUAUCCCACACUACAAGGACAGGGACAAGCAGAGACCAAACAGUGCUAUGUUAUGCCCACUUCCUUGUCUAUGUGGUACAGAUUUGUUUUUGUAUGACAAACCUUUUCACCCCACUGUACUUUCCCCCAUCUGCUUAGGAAAUCAGCUCUCCCCAUUUGAUAGACUUUGUCUUCGUUCAUGUUAUCCCCUGUGUAUGCUAUUCAACUUCUCUCUAUUUUGA